GCCACUAGCAGCGCCACUGGCGCAAUAUGGCCAUGUGCUGGAAGUGUUUACGUAUUUAAUGAGAAUAAAAAAUAUAUAAUUGAAAAUUUAUAAGAAGUUAAUGUUAAAUACCGCGACCAUUGAUUAUUAUUAGUCAUUCUUAUUGCCGUUCUUUCCGUGUUCUGACGCAAUUUAAAUACGUGUAAUGUAAGCGCGUGGCAUUUAACAAGUGUCCAAUAAUAAAACUCGGUGGCAUGUGUUGAAAAUUUAUUUACGUGGACAUUCAGUUAUUAUUUAUCAAUAAAUUCUUUUUGACGCUCAGUAAAAAGUGAAGAUUAAUUAAUUAAUUAAAUAUUUGUGAAUUAUAAAAAUGACAUCCUGUCCGGCUGCGUCGUCUUCUAUGUCAACUGUCAGGCCUAGAUGCAGUUGUCAAUCUCGUAAUGUUGACGAUGGUUGUUUUUCAGCAGUACCAGGUGGUGUUGGUGUUACUGGAUGUGUUAUCAAAAAUUAUCAACCUCAUGGGAAUCUUGCUAGAAUUUUAUGGGAAAAACAGAAAUCUGAUGAAAGAUUGCGCACUUAUGACAAGACACGUUGGUACAGGGUAGACAAGACCAAGAUACAGGAAGAUAUUCUUAAGCUCUGGAUGCCAUUAGGAGUCGGAGAACGCAAAGAUCAGCCAGACAAAAGCGCUGAAGAUUUUUUGGCAAGGUCCGCUAAUAAAUCCGAUUCACUUUUGCUUCAAGUUUGGCACUCAUUAGCGACAUCUGCUUUGUCUUGGUUUAUUAAUCGAACUUCAAUAAAUGGCUUACUGGGACGAGGUUCCAUGCAUGUUUUUUCGACUGAGCAAUUUUUGAAACUGAUGGACGCGAGUGGAUUCAGAGGACCCUGGGAUACUGUAGUGGAUCUUGGGGCUGGAGACGGUGCUACUACGGCACACAUUUCUCAUCUUUUUAAAAAAGUUUACGCGACUGAUGUAUCAGCGCCUAUGAGAUGGGCAUUAGCUAGGCGUAAAUUUACAGUCCUAAAUGUGAAUAACUGGGACAAGACGGGGCCAUUCAACAUGAUCCUGUGCCUAAACCUCCUGGACCGCUGCGACAGGCCUAACACUCUUCUGAACCAACUGAGAGACACUCUAGCCCCCGGAGGACGUCUGGUAGUAGCCCUGGUUCUUCCCUUCAGCCCCUACGUGGAGACAGGAGAGCGUGGGGACCACAAGCCUAUGGAGUACUUGCCUAUCAGAGUAUCCGGCCUAGAAGAGCAGGUCGCGACAGUUAUUGACAGCGUCUUUAAACCCGUCGGCCUAAGAUGCUUAGUCUGGAGCAAACUUCCUUAUCUCUGCGAGGGGGAUUUGAGACAGGCCUAUUGUUUUUUGGAGGACGUUAUUUUUGUACUUGAAGCCGAGGAAGGAACAGAACAACGAAUAAAAGAGCCAAUAAAAGAAAAUGAAAGGACUGGAUGUGUUAAAAAGGAUUGACGAUAAAAAAAAAAAAGAAAAAAAAUGAAUCCAGCUGGAAACCGGAAAAUGAGGCGGUGGAAGAAAACUUCUGAGCGACUGCACCAGUUGUAUUGUAUCAACAAGCGCUGGAACAACAAAUUCAAUUAUUAACUUCUGAUUAAUAAAUAUCAAUAUCAAAUAUCAACAUAGUAUAAAAAAAAAAAAAAAAAAAAAAAAACCAAAAAUAUUAAUUGAUAGUCUUAAACAUUCAACGAAUUAUUAGCGUCCAAUUAACGAAUUUUAAAUUACUACGUGAUAUAAAAA
Messenger RNA from Cotesia glomerata, 1738 nucleotides. Its product is annotated as protein-L-histidine N-pros-methyltransferase. The coding region runs from base 350 to 1453 and encodes 367 amino acids. The record is from RefSeq and is a predicted model, not a curated record. The transcript has 6 exons. NCBI's taxonomy places the organism in Eukaryota, Metazoa, Arthropoda, Insecta, Hymenoptera, Braconidae. Gene Ontology annotation, molecular function: protein-L-histidine N-pros-methyltransferase activity.